UGGGUCCACAAGACUUAGGACCUCUAUUGUGUUGGUGACCCUUUAUAUGAGCGUGGUGUGGUUAGAUUCCAGUGCUGAACAAAAAUACCUCUCAUUUUUGUGGGCAAGAAACUUGAUCGUGUCUGUCCGAGUUCAUCAACAUGAGUGUGUCCAGCUCAAGUGUGGAAGAAGAUGUUUUUGAGUCGGAGGGAGAGAUGGCUGAGACAGAUCCACUCCUGCCGUCGGAAACCCCUCUCCCAAGCCCGCCGACCACCCCUAGAGAAGACCGCCAUCUCCGUCUGAACGUAAGCGGGAUGAUCUUCGAGACCUGGGAGAGCACCCUGAACCGGUACCCGAACACUCUCCUGGGCGACCCCGUCCGCAGAGAGACCUUCUACUGUCCAGACAGAGACGAGUACUUCUUCGACCGCCAUCGCCCCAGUUUUGAAGGCAUCUUCCUCUUUUACCAGAGGGACAAAAAGGCUACAGCCGACAAGCCCGGCAAAAUGGAGAAACCACUGAGCGUACCCGUGGAUAUUUUCUACGCCGAGAUGAAGUUUUUCGACAUAGAUGAAGCCGUCAUCAAGCAGUGCCUCGAAGAAGAGUGGUACAGUUUGGAAGAGGACCCCUACGCUGAGCUACCAACAAGGGAGCCACAACGAUCCAUCUGGCUACUCUUUGACUACCCAGAGAGCUCGCUGUGGGCUAAAAUCAUCGCUGUCUUCUCUGUCAGUAUGAUUUUUCUCUCCAUAGCUGUCUUCUGCGUGGGAACCAUGCCUGGAUUCGACGUUGACCCUCUAGAUUCGGCGAUGUUCUCAAACGGUACGAUGCUGGACAAACUGGAUCGUGCAUACGAGGACCAUCUCUUUGGCGUCGAGACGGCCUGUAUCAUUUGGUUCUGUUUCGAACUUGCCAUUCGCUUCUACGCGAGUCCUAACAAAUGCAGCUUCAUGAAAGACAUCAUGAACAUCUUUGACAUCGUCGCCAUUGUUCCUUUCUUUGUCGACUUUUUCAUGAUCGUAGGUGUCUCUAAACUCGAGAAGGGCUCCUCUACUUCCGUUUUCGUCCGCGUGCUUCGACUCUUUCGUAUUUUUCGUAUUCUCAAACUCUCUCGGCACGUUAAGGGGUUACAGGUACUUGGGAAAGCUCUCUUCGAAAGUAUCGGGUCCUUCAUUCUUCUUUCUUUCUUCCUCUGUGUCAGUAUGACCCUGUUCGGAAGCGUUUUGUACUUCGCGGAACCAAACGAUAGCAACGGAUGGAACAGCAUUCCGGGAACAUUCUGGUACAUCAUCGUCACAAUGACAACGGUAGGGUACGGGGAUGUGUACCCUUCGAGUUUGGGGGGUAAACUCAUCGGUGGAGUGACCGUUGUAUGCGGUAUCAUGACACUCUCCAUGCCAAGCCCCGCCAUCGUCACAAACUUCAACAAAGCCUGGGAAAUGUCCAAAAACGUCAUCGCCACUCAAGACAAGAACGAGGCACCUUCCAUGGGACUUUGGCAAAGAAUUCGGUCAAAGACGAGCAAGAAAAAUGGAAAACAAAAUGGAGAACUGUUUGGGUACACGUGGGUUGGUGAUGUUGACAUUGACAAGGCCAAGGGCAGACUGUGGGUGACUCCGAAGCACUAUAUGCUAUACGGGGACCCGGAAAUCAAAAAGGAAGAACAGAAAAAGACAGCUUCUUCGCUACAGAAGUAUUUGUACAUGGGGACGCCGGAGGGCGAAGGGGAGUUUUACGUGUAAUCUUAAUUUUUGUUUGUUUGCUUGUUGAAUUGUUUAUUUCGCGCAUAAAACAAUAACAAUAAAGUAUAGAACAGUAAAUAAAAGUGCCGGAGGAGGGGAGAAGCCUGCGUGUCUUAUACAAUGCCCUUCUCCACUUAACUAAACAGAUACUAAAAUAUGUACAAACGUAGAAAAUGUUAUAAGAUAACUUAAAGAAUAAUAACUAUUCAAAAACAUUCAACAGUCAAUCCGUAAUUCAAAUGAUUGAGUAAAUAUAUUAGACACAGAAUCUUAUCGUUAAGGCUAAAUAUAAAUCAGUGAAGAUGAUCUUGAUUGCAUAAUCCUCAUGGGCUAAAUACAUUGAGUUAGAUAACUGAAGUAGAAGCGUAAAGAGGAUUACGUUAUAUUUUACUUAAUGUACAUAGUUUCUUCCCUCUUUUUAAAACAAAUGCUUAUUACAUUGUACUUUUUAGAUGAGAAAAGAUACGUAACAAUUUCGUCCUUUCUAUCUAAAGUGUAUAGUCUAGCUGAAGAGUACUUACGAGAGAUUUGUGCAUAUCUAUAAUUAAGUUACAAAAUGCACUGUACUAUGGAGGAGUCUGGUUGUAUCUACGACUCUGAAUGUUGAAUAUCUUGAUGCCGUUUCUUGCCAGUUUAGCUAACAAGAGUUCGUAGGACACAAACCUCCAUGAAGUGAAUAUGGUGUUUGUUUAUUCCAUAGAUGUCCAUUGUUCCAAUGUUGUUGUUUAUCACAUCACUAGGCAACAAUCAAGCAAGUGAUAUAACCUCUACUUGGAGAGUAUUAGCUAAAGGCUCGAGACCGGGUUUUGUAUCUUUUAUCUUGAUUGCAAUGCUAUGCUAUGGUCUUAUUUUUGGUUGGUAGAUAGAUUUUUAUGUGAUUUAGGUCUGGACAUCCGAGUUUUGUAUUGUGUAAUGUUUCAACUAGAUGUAUAAACUUCAUCAAUGUAAUAUUUUGACUUUAUUUCUGUAACAUUUAAUUCAACACUUUAAGUGAAGAAGUAAUAGGUAUGUAUCAUAAGUGUACAUAUAUGUAGAUGUUAUAAGUUUGGUUCUUCAAACCAUUUACACGAUAUCAGU
Messenger RNA from Branchiostoma floridae (Florida lancelet), 2798 nucleotides. RefSeq names its product shaker-related potassium channel tsha2-like. Lineage: Eukaryota; Metazoa; Chordata; Leptocardii; Amphioxiformes; Branchiostomatidae. The transcript has 2 exons. Gene Ontology annotation, cellular component: voltage-gated potassium channel complex; membrane. The coding region runs from base 141 to 1721 and encodes 526 amino acids. Gene Ontology annotation, molecular function: delayed rectifier potassium channel activity. The record is from RefSeq and is a predicted model, not a curated record. Gene Ontology annotation, biological process: protein homooligomerization; potassium ion transmembrane transport.